Messenger RNA from Acanthocheilonema viteae, 925 nucleotides. NCBI's taxonomy places the organism in Eukaryota, Metazoa, Nematoda, Chromadorea, Rhabditida, Onchocercidae. The record is from the annotation of a GenBank genome assembly.
GGAGCAAUUUGCACGAGAUGAACUGAGAAAGAUUAAAGAAAUGGAAGAAAAGCAACGGUUAGAAAUGGAGAAAGAAAAGCAAGGAAAACUGGAAGAACAAAAAUUGGAACAACAACGCAUCGAGAGAAUGAAAAUUGAAGAACAAAGAAAACAGGAAGAGGAGGAAUACCGUCAACAACAAGAAAUCUUGAGAUCUCAAAAUGAGUAUGAAGAAGCAAUCAAACGUCAACGAAAUGAAGAACUGAAACAAGAGGAACUGGAUGGGGAAAUUGCAAGAAGACUAGCAAGAGAAGACUCUACUUUACAAAUGGUGGAAAAUAAUGCCUCCAAGAAAGAGAAAAGUAUUGGCACUUCUAAAUGUGAUCUGACAAAGUACAGAUAUGUCGAGCUUCGCGAUAUCAUCAAUACUUCUACUGAUACGGAUUUAUUGCAUGCUUGCAAAGAAGAAUUCCAUAGGCGUUUACAAAUUUAUCAGCAGUGGAAAGAGCUAAAUGAGAACAGUAUCAUUCAGCGACAGACAAGUCGUAUACCGAUGGCAGCACUUUCUUCAAGCAGCAAAGGUUUCUCUUCGCAUUUCUCGCAGAAUAAUAUCACUCUUCAACGAUAUUUCAAAGUACCCUUCGCAAAACCUGCUCACAGACAUAUGAAUAUGCACGAUAUAACGGAAGUAGCAACUUCACAUGGUAUGUGGUAUGCCCACUUCGAUGGACAAUGGAUUGCCCGUCAGAUGGAGUUACAUCCGAAUAAAAAACCUGUAUUGCUUUUAGCUGGUCGAGAUGAUUUGGAAAUGUGUGAGCUGUCUCUUGAUGCAACACAGUUGACAAGAAAAAAAGGUGCGGAGAUAACAGCCGUUGAAUUUGAAACACUGUGGUAUCAGUGCGGUGGGUCGGAAUAUCGUAUGCGUUCUCAACAUGAAAAAAACUGA